GAGAGUUUCCCCCCACUUGAACUUUCGGAACUUUCAGCACUAUCGAUGUUUUUCCCCUCCAUUCUCCGUUCAGUUCUCGUGCGACUACGUGCGUGUUGUGCUCGGAGCUUUGGGUCCAUGAGCUUUUCCGUGUUGUUUAGUUGCAUUUCGUGAGUCGCUUAUUGAGGUUAUCGCGGCGGUUUCGUGUGUUUUUGUGAUUUGUUGAACACGUUUUCUCGGCCGUCAUGGCGGAAGAAGAAAAUAAUGAAGAGGCCGCGAGUGACACCAAAUUUGGGCUUAGACUGCGGGGCAGGAAAGGAGCUUUGAAGAAAAAGAAUGUGUACAAUGUCAAAGAUCAUAAAUUUAUCCCCAGAUUCUUCAAGCAACCCACUUUCUGCAGCCACUGCAAGGAUUUCAUUUGGGGGUUUGGAAAACAGGGAUUUCAGUGCCAAGUCUGCAGUUUCGUCGUCCACAAAAGAUGCCACGAGUUCGUGUCCUUCACCUGCCCCGGAGCUGACAAAGGCCCAGACUCCGAUGCCACCAGAACGAAGCACAAGUUCAAAGUUCACACUUACGGGUCUCCAACUUUCUGUGAUCACUGCGGCUCCCUCCUGUACGGUAUCAUUCAUCAAGGACUCAAGUGCGAAGCCUGUGAUAUGAAUGUGCAUAAACGGUGCGAGGAGAGCGUGCCUAAUCUCUGUGGUUGUGAUCAUACCGAGCGGCGGGGGAGGAUGGAGCUGAAAAUUACCUGCGCCGGUAGCAAAUUAACCGUAGAAGUUCGUCAAGGGAAAAAUCUCAUUCCAAUGGAUCCCAACGGAUUGUCCGAUCCUUACGUCAAGCUGAAAUUGAUCCCGGACUCGGACAACGUCAAGAAGAAAACCAAGACAAUAAAAGCAUCUUUGAAUCCCGUCUGGAAUGAGACGCUAGUUUUCGAAUUGAAGCCGGAGGACAAGGACAGACGGCUGUUGAUCGAGGUGUGGGAUUGGGAUCGGACGUCCCGGAACGACUUCAUGGGAUCCCUGUCGUUCGGGAUCUCGGAGCUGAUCAAGGCCCCCGUCGAGGGAUGGUUCAAGCUCCUCACCGAGGAGGAGGGCGAGUUCUACAACGUCCCCGUCCCCGCCGAGGGCACCGACCUCGCCGCCCUCAAGAACCAAAUGAAGGGCUCCAAAAAUCAGGGCCGGCAGUCGAAAACAUCGAUCACGAAGAAGCCCGCGGUCGUUACCAGCAACAAAGAUGUGCCCCACAACAUGGGUCAAAAGGACGUCAUACGUGCUUCCGAUUUUAAUUUCCUCAUGGUCCUCGGCAAAGGCAGUUUCGGGAAGGUGAUGUUAGCAGAAAGGAAAGGAACUGAUGAACUUUAUGCCAUCAAAAUCUUGAAGAAGGACAUUAUAAUUCAAGACGAUGAUGUGGAGUGUACGAUGGUCGAGAAGAGAGUUUUAGCAUUAUCACAAAAGCCACCUUUCCUUGUUCAGCUUCAUUCAUGCUUCCAAACUAUGGAUCGUCUUUAUUUUGUCAUGGAGUACGUCAAUGGUGGUGACCUCAUGUUUCAAAUUCAACAGUGUGGUAAAUUCAAAGAGCCCGUAGCAGUAUUUUAUGCAGCAGAAAUAGCAAUAGGUUUAUUCUAUCUCCACGUCAGAGGAAUCGUCUACCGAGAUUUAAAAUUGGACAAUGUUUUAUUGGACCAAGAUGGACAUAUCAAAAUAGCCGAUUUUGGAAUGUGCAAAGAAGGCAUAAGUGGAGAUAACACGACCAAAACAUUUUGUGGAACGCCAGACUAUAUUGCUCCUGAGAUCAUUUUAUAUCAACCUUACGGUAAAUCAGUUGACUGGUGGGCAUAUGGUGUUCUGCUGUAUGAAAUGCUGGUUGGACAGCCGCCAUUUGAUGGCGAAGAUGAGGAGGAGCUCUUUGCAGCAAUCACCGACCACAGUGUUAGCUAUCCAAAAGGAUUAUCUAAAGAAGCAAAGGAGCUUUGUAAAGGGCUGUUGACAAAGAAUCCUCAAAAGAGAUUAGGGUGUGGCUCUCGAGGCGAAGAGGACAUAAGAGGUCACACAUUCUUCCGGAGAAUAGAUUGGGAGAAAAUAGAAAAUCGGGAGGUGCAGCCCCCUUUUAAGCCUAAAAUUAAACACCGGAAAGAUGUAAGUAACUUCGACAGGCAGUUUACGUCGGAAAAGACAGACCUGACUCCUACAGACAAAGUAUUUAUGAUGAACCUCGACCAAACAGAGUUUCAGGGCUUCUCCUUCCUCAACCCAGAGUACAUCCAGCACGUUUAAAUGGUUCUCAUCAUCGUUCCCUAUAAUUUGUUUUGCAAUAAUGUCUUAGCUACUAUUUUCUAGGUGAGUCAUUUUUACUCUUGUUGAUCAUCAGUCCUAACGUUAAAAGUUAAGUUGUAUUUCUGCUGUGUUCUUCUUCUGUUAUUAUUUUGUUUGUAGCUCUGUUACCUAUUGUGAUACUAAUUUAUACGCUCGUUUAAUUCGCAAUUCGUUUAAGUGCUCCCUCCCCUUCUCUCUCUAUGUAUUUGAAUGUCUCGCUUCAAAAAUUGCCCGACUUGGAAAUUAAAAAUUAGACUCCGCAAAUGUAAAUUGCUUAUAUUUUUCAAAACAAAGUAAUUGAAAUUCGCCUGCUUGCCUAUUAGUGUUUCUUUGAUAGCUGAUGAUUGUGCCAGAAAAUCAUGACAGAAAAUUGAGCUUAGUUUUUUUUGUCUCUUAAAAAAGGUUUCAAUUUCCGAGUCGGGUGGUUUUGGAAACAAGCUAUUCAUUUCCUCUCAGCUUAGCUGACUGUUUGUAAACUUGUGCUACCAGUAUUCUGAACUUUGGCUAGAAUUCCUGAAAUUUUAAAUGAUUGAUUUCAAGGUUUUGGUACAAGCCUCUGUUUUCUUUCUCCAACUGAAGAAAAACAAAGAUUGAUCCCUAAAUUGGGCAUAAAUCAUGAACAGACAUGUUUUUAAAUACCUCAUCAGUAUCUGAAAGUAAACCUACUUGUUAGGUAAACUUUGCCCCCAGUAUAUUAAACGUUAAGCUCAAAUUAUAUUUCGUCCACCUAAUAUUGUGUCAGUUCUUAAGCGGCUGCAUUGAUGAACCAAAAGCGUUUAUAAUCUGAGACACAGCUGGGGAGAUAAGAAGGAGGUCUAAAAUUUUUUUCCAAUGGAUAAUUUUUAACCUCAGACCACAUUGUGAAAUUUUUUUGACUAAGCCUUUAGUUUUCAAUUUCAAUUGAUGCUGAAAAAUAUAUUCAUCAAGGCGUGUAGGAAAGCCUCUUUACUUGCUUUCUGUACUAAACUAAGUAAUCUUCGAAGUUUUUAAGCAGAUCUCUUCAUCAGAUUUUUCAUCAUACUUGCAUUCAUCAUGAAGAUUUGUCUAUCAUUAGUAGUAUGUUGUUGGUAUUGCAUCACUAUUCUAGCCGCAAACAUCAUGAACAAAUUUCAGAUUACAUGUAGCAUGAGCCCAGUAUUUAUCUGGGAUUUUUGUUGUACUGGGUACAAAUUUUUGUUCAAUAUAAUUUGAUUCUACGCAAUUUUCUUCCAUUUUCAUACUUUUUUACGCUUUCGAUCCAGCAUUGUCCUUGUUUACUUCAAAUACCACCACCAGAAAGUAGUUUACCUUUGAAUUGUGUUUUUUUCUUCUUUUUUUGUUAAAAUGAAGACGAUCCUGUUAUAAUUUUGAAAUCCUUCUUUAUCCUCAGAAAAUCUGCAGUAAUGCCGUGCUAAGGAAAUAUGCUGUAUGAGCUUUCUGAUAUGAUGAAAAUUUCUUUGAUAAAAUAUGAAUUUCUUUGAAAAUCUGUCAACAUUUUUCUUUGAACUUUCCAGAGCAUUUAAUUCGAAAUCAUAUUUAAAUCAGCUGAAAAUUUCAGGAGAAAAUAUUCGUAACUCUCCUGAAAAAUACACGCACCAGAAAGAUAGUAUUGUGGAUUUUUGGCAACCCUUGAAUGUUCUCCAGGCCUUUUUCCUUAGCACGGCAGAGUAGAUCUGCGUAGACUUAAGAUGUAUUAGAACCUGAAAAUUCCUAAUCAAAGGUUUUGACUGCAUAGGUAUCACACUAGUCGUGAAAACAUGAAAAAAAUAAAGUUAAAUCUUUAUCAAAUAUAAGAAUCAAAUCUUUAAAUGAUUAAGUAAAGAAAGAGAAUUCUAUUUUUAUUUGUCUCCUCCUUUCGCAAUUGAGAAUAGUUUAAUUUUUAAGAGAAUAUUUUUAUGCUCAGUACCGACAUUGAACGGUGACUUGGAAUUUUUACACCAUUGAUUUUGUGUUGAGCUAUUUUUUUAACUGAAAAUCCAUUUGAAAUCUGAAUGAGUGAAGCUGUUUCUAGUCUGGAACUGAGUUCUUACAUUCAGAUCCUUUAAGCAUAGGGUUUUACUACCAUGCUAAGGAAAAACACCGUAAGAACAUUCAAGAGCUGCCAAAUUUCCCUGGAUAAAAAAUGUAUUUUUGAGGAAAGUCAUUUGUAUUUUUCCUUGAAAUUUUAAGAUAUUUUCAAUUAAAUUGGGAACUAAACUCUCUGAAAAAUCGGAGGCAAAACAUUCAAAGAUUUCCUGAAAAAAUUGUAUUUUAUCAAUGGAAUUUUGGCAAUGUCUUAGGGCUUAUUCUGCGCUCUUCCUUAGAUUAUCAGUUUAGCUCUUGAGCUUUCAGAAAAAGCUUCAAAAGACAUUUGUCCCAUCCAUUUGGGCAUUUUAAGGUCUUUAAAACGUAAAAUGAAAAAUAUUCAGUUUUAAUUUUAAAUUAUGACCAAUUGAAAUUUAUUCAUCACUUUAUGAGCAGGUUUUACCCCUGAUUUGUUGUGAAUUUUGAAGCUGCCGCUGUGACUUUUUAUUUAUUUUAUAUUUUAGUCCUGUUUCUCCUCAAGGGGAGGUCACAACUUGAAUCAUUGUUUUUAUCAUUUUUAAAUAUGUACAUAACUAUUUUUAGAAUCCUGAAAGUGAUGAAGCAGUGAAAAAAGUCCAGUUAAAACCGAUUUCAGAAACUUUCGCUGAUCAAAUUCUAAUGUGCAAAAAAACUGUGAAGCAUUUAUUUUGAAUUGUAUUUUAAUCAUCGCAACUCUUUCAAGAGAAAAGAGGAAAUUUUAUCUGUCCAUAUUGUUCGUGAAUUUGACUUAAAGUUUUGAAAUUGAAGUGAAAAAGCUAGAAUGUUUUUUUUUUAAAAAUAUCAAAAACUCGUUAAAGAACCUUUCAUUACCCAGAUUUUUCUAAGUUUUCUGUCCAACCUUACUAUUGAACGCAGGGCAGCUAGUUGGAAGAUCGAUAUUAAAGCUCAACCAUUUUUUUGUGUGUCUCUCAUUAUUAAUAAACGUCUAAGAAUCGCAGAUGAAAAAUAUCAAUUGCGUCUCCAUCAGAAGCUGUGUUGUACCUAUCUCAUAAAGUUUAUGCCUUCUAAUUAAUUUCUUUCUCCUCUUUAUUUUGAGUAUUUAUUUUUAUUUUGUUGUAUUUUUAAGGAAGUCGUCACACUUCAUCUUUUCUUGUAAAUAUCAUAGUCUUAAGGUGAGAUACAUUCCACAUGAUAGUCUAAGAGCUUUGUUGUAUACUACCCAUAGAUGCCUGGUUAUUCAGGAAAAUCAUCAACUUGUGAUCACUGAAUUUUUGUGGGUAAUUCUCUGAAUAAUUAUCAAGUGCUCGAAAAAUUAGAAGAAAAUACCAGCAUUUACUGCGAGGGAAUCUUUCCCGUAAGUCAUACUCCAGUGCUCUGUUGAUGAUGGCUCAGAUGAUAAUGGCUCAUUUUUAGUUUUUACUUUAUGAUAAUUGUAAAUUUUAUCUAAAUCUUUUGAACUUGAAUGUUCACCUAUUCAAUAAUUCAAUGAUUUUUCAUUCUAAAAAUGGUAUCAGGAUAUUGAACUUUUUAAAUGGGUCGAAAAAUUUUGGCAUAAUUGCUCUUUUUAUUUUGUUGUCGCAUCAACUACAAGAAGUGUUGAGAAUCCUUCAAUGUCUGUCACGAUCUGGAAUAUUUCAUUUGAUAUGAACUACCAUUCAUCUAUAAUUUUUAUCUAAAGGUCAGAUUCGCUAAGUCUUGGUCAACAGUUGCUCAGUUUUUUUGUUUUUUUUUUUUUGUUUUAGAGCGCUAUAGUAUGGAGGCAUUGGCCUCAAAUGAAAGGUUGUGCCAAAUCUUUCUGAUGCAUCUCAAAAGUGCUGCAAAUUUUCUCUCAAGGAAUAGGAUACAAAUUUAAUUCCUUUUAUAAAUUUAAUGCACCUUAUUCUGAUAGGUUUUACAGAGCGCCGGAUUUAAUUCAGUAGUGAGGUAUAAUUUCUAUUCCUUGAACCCUGAGAAAAAAUAUCACGCUCAGGAACAAUAAAUUCUUCUGCGCAAUGGCUUUUCUUUGCAACCAGCCUCUUGGGAUAAUUUGACUGUAAUUCUGUUUGGGUAAGCUAGAAAAUCUUGGCAGGAAUACAACUGCAAUCCCUUGUUCCGGGCCCUUAUCUUUUUUCUCAGUGGCAAUUUUCUCUAACAUUACGUACACUCUAGAAGUGCCUAUCACACAGAUGAUCCUAAACUCCAGCCCCUUAUUACGUUGCAACAAAGAGUGGGUUUCUAUCCUUUUCCAUUGAUAUUUAAGUAGAUUGGAUUUGUAUCGCUGAAAACUUACCUUCAGCAUCUGAAUAUAGAAAAGUGAAGUCCAGUGGCGUAGCUUAGUUUGCAAUGAAUCGAUUGAUCUAAACUAAUGGGGAAGGAUCAAUUAUCAGGAAGUUUGCGACAGAUAUGUUAGUGAUCGAUUUUUUUAUCAUAGCUCCAAAUGGGAAAGUAUCAAUUCACACUUCACCACUGAUGAGGUCGAUUUAUUACAAUGUAAGGGGAUUCCUUGAAUCUUCACUUGUCGAAGCCAUUUUACUUGAAGCCAGGUGAGCAAUUGAGCAUCCGAAGUGAAAUAUGGGUUUGUUUUAAAUUUUUACCUUGCCUUCUAAUUUAAUCUUGUUUUUAUCUUUUAUAUAAGUAGUUGAUAAAUAUAAUGUCUCAAAGGUAUUAUAAUUGAACAUAUUUUCAUAUCUUGUUUCAAGUGUUUUAUAUCUAGUUUUGUCUCUCUAAUCAGUUAGAUUUGGUUACCUUUAGCCAACUUCUUUAUUUUCCCUCAAAUGCAAGGUCAACCUUUAAUCAAUUUUCUAUGCCUGUGAAGUUCGUUAGAGGGGUUUCUGCGUGUCUCGUCUGAAAAUUUCAAAGGUGACCUAGUUCAUUUGAUAAAAAGUUUAUAAAUUAAUAUUUCAAAUAAUCUCUGGUUAAUCUGAAAAACAGAUGAUGUCUAACAUCUUUUAAACUUUUGUUUCAAUCAGUGUUGAUCCGAAAUGUCAAAAUUUUCGGCACAUUAACAGUGAAUUUGCAGGAAUGCAUAUCUAGGUUUUGCAUAUUUGCAGACUUUCUGCGGUAGGUAUUUUAUUCUUCAAAUGAAAAAAUACCCAAUGUUUUUUAUUGAAAACCUCUCUUUCUCCUCUAAGUGAAGAAAAAUCAUUAUAAUUUCAAGCAAUAAUAUUUAUUUGUUCUCCUUUGAUCAAAUAAAAUGGGAGCAGAGAUUUUGGAAUAGCGUAAAUCAAAUACGCCUUCCUGCAGUUUCACCAUCGAUAUGACAUUCAAAAUGUUUUUUGUUUGUUUCAUUUUUCAAUUAAAUAGUUGAUUCAUCUUGCAGUUCAAUCAUGGUUGAACUGGUGCUUGAUACAUCACAUCGAUCAAGUACAGAAGUUCGGAAAUCUGGAGCCCUAAGAAAAUUGCCCCUGCUCAUUCAGUCAACAAAAUUAUUUGUUCAAACAAAAUAACAAAACAUACAAAAAUAAAACAAAAAUUUGCUUAUUAAAUGAGGAUUGCAUUUCAAAUAACAAUAGAUGCCUGUUUCAAACGCAAUAUGAAGGUGAAACCACAAAAAUGCCAUCUCAAUUGCGGUGUUUCAAAAUUUUCGCACGUAUUUUAAAAUUUAUUAGGAGACCAAACCAACUUCAUAGCUUGAAAUUUUCAGUGGAUACUCUUUACAUAGAGAAGAAUAAACAUGGAUGUUCCAAAAAAAAUAUCAUUUAGUCGUUUUUCACAUAGAAACAAGUAUGACAAGAAGUUUUCAAUGUGGCAAACAGACAUUCGCAUUUCUGCAGUUUCACCAUGAAAUACUUUCUUGAAUACUGAAUCUGUUUUUUUUUGUUUUGUUUCAAUCACAGAUUCUUUGUUUUUCCCUCUUUUUUUGUGUAAAUGAUCCUAUACGCCUGUGGGUGGAGACGGCUUUUUUGGCAUUUAGCCUAAAAUAUGCCCAGAGUUUACAUGAUCGAUGGGAUGUAUCUAAUCUCAGUUAAUUGCAAGGGGACUCUUUGAAUGAAUUACCUCGGAAACACAUGCAAAAAAAAAAAUAUGUUUUAAAGCCAAGUCAAAGUCAGGACAUAUAAUUAUCUGCGAAUCAUUUCACUCUGUCAAACAGCCAACUCCUCAUUUAUUGCGUAAGUUCCUGCAAUAAUCCUAGAUGACUUAUUCCUCAUCUAGAGCCUGUUUUAACCCUCUCUUGUUUUGUGCCAUCAGUAUUCAGUUUUAGCCUCAAGUAUUAUUUUUUGUUCUUUCCUUGAAAUGUAAGUUAUUCCAGUUAUUUGAGUGUAACAGCAGAAGCAUACCAAUGCCCUGAGGAUCAUACAAGUGACAUUUUUUUCCUGUAAUUUUCAAUCUGUUUUACUCAUUUUAAUUUUUUGAUGAUGUGAAAAUCCGCUUGAAUCCAGAAAUGAAAAAUUCUCUCGGCAAUGUUGAGUCCCAGCCUAAUUAUGAGACUCCUUCAUGUGCCAUCGAUUUUUCAAUAGAAGCAAAUGAAAAUUAUUAGCAAACACUUAAAGAAUAGCAACAAAAGACUGAGCAACGGGUCAGUUGGGUAAGUCACAGAAUCGUGUUUUGAUAGUUUAAGCCUAUAGAUUAGCAAAAUACAAGCGACAUUGCUCUCCGAAAAACACGGCAUAUGACAUCAUCCACUGCGGUAGUGCAUACUAUGGUUUCUUUCACCUUGGUUUCAUAAAAAAAGGCAGAAGAAAUAGCAUGGAUGAUAUUGUAGCUUAGGUUUUUUGAUGACAGAUAUCUUCAUUAAUAUGGGAUGUUAUUUGGCAUUUAGAUAGAUUGUAUACAGUUUUGCUAAUCCAUAAGCUCACACCAUCAGAACAUGAUUCUGUCACCAGCGCAAAUGACUUAUUGAAAAGUGAGCUUCUAUUCUAUUCUAUUUUUUUGCUGCUGCUCUGGAUACAGGAAGACCUCUAAAUAAUAAGAAAGUUACUUUAGUGGAAUUCAUCCCUUAAGAAUACCCAACUCAUCCAACUUUUCACAUGCACAGAUUUGCCUCCUCUGUAAUAAAUAAAGGCUACCUAUGUUGUUUUUCUCAUUCCAAUAUGCAUUUGCAUGACAUAAUUUUAUGAUCUUGUUUUUAUUGUAUGAGUAUUUAAAUCGAAAUAUUGUAUACUUAAAGGAAUCAAAAUCAAGAAAUUUAUUUCUAAGAUUCUCUCCAAUGUAUAUUACUCACUCCUUCAAAUCACAUCUGAUAGUCUGUCGGCAGUUUUCAACCCGUAUUACUUCCUUCUGUAAUUGUUAGUUUGAUUUUUUCUCUCUUUCUUUUGUUCUGGCGAGUCUAAUAUUCUUUAUCUAUCAUUUGAUAUUAACUGAUUACUGAUAAAUUAUUGAUAAAUAUCUAUCGUUAUUCUCGACUACUGUUAUUGAAUAUAUUGAUUUAAUUUAUUUUGCUCUCAGAUUCAGGAGUGUAUUCAGUCUUCUUUCUGGAUGCAUUAUAUAAUAUUUGUACGGUUUAUUUUCGUUAUGCUAGAAAAUUUUUUAACACUGUUAGAACUUCAAAAGUUUUAUGAUGCUUCCUUGUAAUGUAGUAACAGAUGAUUUCUUGUCCUUAAAAAGUUUGGUCUCUUUUUAUCUAUUACCAAAUCUUAAACAAUUGCCUCUUUGCCUGUCUUAACUUGAAGGAACGAUUCUUUGAAGUGAAAAAAUAAAAACCCAUAAAACCAUCUGAAUUCAAUUAGAAUUCAAACAGAUUAUUAAUGGAUAAGGAGGCAUUUUUUUCCACUUAAUUUUUUCUCCUUUUAUUUCUAUCGUAAAACUAGUAUAGAAGAUAAUCUCAGAAGUCUUUCAGCUUUUGAAUCUUUGAUCACACGGUUUUAUUAGGCAAUUAAUAUAUUAUAUAUUAUUUUCAAAAUUUAUACCUGCUUAGUACUCCAUCGAAAGGCAGUGAACUUAUUUAUCUUUAACAGUACAGUUGAACGCAGCAGAAACAGCCUAACCACAUUAGAUAUCGUCUAAUUUUCUCUGAUAUUAAAUCCUUUAAACAGAAAAUUGAGCAAACACCGAACCUUGAAAUUUUGUGAGUAUAUUCUCCAUAACCUGGGGGAAAUUCCCAGGAAAUUCAAAGGUAUUAAGUAGUUUAGUUUUCUGUCGAAAAAACAAAAUAUGAGAGAAAAUUAGGCACUCUUAAUGCAGUCAGGCUAUUGGGACUACAUUUUGGGAUAAGGCACCACAAUUUCUGGCUCAGUUUAGAAACAGCGUAUGUACCAUCAGUUUCCCUAUGCAAAUGAUUGUUUUUAUAGAUGAGCUAGAAAUUGGAGCUCCUAACUGCAAAAGAAGUCCAAUACUGGUUAAACCUGUUCAAUUAAUUACUGAAAGCAGACUUUGAAACUAUUUUUAAUUGUUAUUUUAAAAGUUAAUUUUCAAAUCAAGUCGUGUAAUAAAUCAAUUUUGCGUCCAUCAAGGAUCUUUGAAUUGAGAAAACCUGCCUUUUUAAUGAAGUCAAGUAUCAAAGGAAUCUCUUUUGGACAAGAAAUCUAUUUGCUUUUCUCUGACUGUGUAUUCCUUUUUCAUUCUAAAAUGUAUUUCAGUUUGAUCUUUUUUUGGAGUGAUGACUUUUCUCCAGGGUCAUCCACGGUUCAUCAUUUCCCUUUUCUCAAAACUAUUUGACAAUCAGUUUUGCUUUUGUUUGAAUUUUGAAACAAGUUAAGUGUAUGUCCCCAAAAUUUGGCAUCAAAAUGGUCCAAUGAACCCUUUGAUAUGAAUUUUGAAGUAGAUAAUUUUUACUUUGUACCGUAACCAAAACUUGGAUAGUGAAGUGAGAGACACAAUUGGUGAAUGUGUAUAAAAAUGUACUUUGAUAGGGCAUCAGCACUAAGCUGAACUUCCCAUGAAGUCUGAUAUAAUAUGUAUUAGUACUCUUCUACUACCAACACUUAACAUCUCAUCAAUAAUACUGCGUGCUAAGGAAAAAAGCCGUAUGAAAAUUCGAAAGUUACAUAAUUUCCUCCAAUAGAAUGUUUAUUUUAGAGAAAAGUUAUGAAUUUUUCUUUUUAAAAUUUUUAGAUAAUUUAGAUAUGAUCAUGAAUCAAAUUAACUUUAAAAUUCAGAUAAAAAUAAUCGCAGACUUCCCUGAAAAAUCAUAUCUCAACAAAAUAAAUGAGACGUCUAAAGGCUCAUACAGUGAUCCUCCUUAGCACAGCAGAAUAGUUUCCCACCUUCUAUAUUGUACUGGUCAGAUACUAAAAAAGCGCUUUUCACAUUUUAUCAUACAAUACUCUCUCUAGGUGUAACGACACUUGUUAUUAAGAAACCUUUUCUGUAAAAAAAGAAUCUUUUGGUCCCUUGAAAUUGAAAAUGUUAAUUACUGCCGUUUUCUUUUAUGAAAAACCGCUUGGUCUGGUGCCAACUUGUUACAGAGAGAGAGUACUGUAUGUGUGUACUUUCGCCCAAUUUUUCAGGAAAUAAUGAAAGUAAAUAUUCUGUCUGCUCUGAUGGGAUUGAAUAAGUCAAAAUUUUCGUGAAUGCCUCGGAAAUUCAAGAACCAGAUGUUUUGAAACUUUUAAGUAGCCAAAACUUUGUUUCAGUAACCUAUUGAACACUUGUACUUUUACUUAUACUCAUGCUCCUGAAACACUUCUAAUUCACAAAGAUAAAUCUGUAUAUAUUAAGAAGUAUUCUCUCUCUUCCUUUCUCUAUUCAAACAAUUAACUAAUUACAAGCAUGUCAGCAAGAUAUUUAUUUUGCUCCAUCUUUUUGCAAAAUUACUGUACCCACCUUCUCUCUUCAUCUCUGUAUUGUCCUCCUGAAACCAUAUGUUAAACAUGGUUGUACCAAAUUUGUUAUCAUUAUUACAGUUAGAUUUCAAAUUAUU
Bemisia tabaci is the source of this 12051-nucleotide messenger RNA. Its product is annotated as Protein C kinase 53E. The record is from RefSeq and is a predicted model, not a curated record. Gene Ontology annotation, molecular function: ATP binding; diacylglycerol-dependent serine/threonine kinase activity; zinc ion binding. Lineage: Eukaryota; Metazoa; Arthropoda; Insecta; Hemiptera; Aleyrodidae. Gene Ontology annotation, biological process: protein phosphorylation.